Molecule: messenger RNA, 1613 nt
Organism: Mya arenaria
Lineage: Eukaryota; Metazoa; Mollusca; Bivalvia; Myida; Myidae
Exons: 7
Coding region: 34-1479 (481 amino acids)
Biological process (GO): glucosylceramide catabolic process
Molecular function (GO): glucosylceramidase activity
Source: RefSeq, a predicted model, not a curated record
UGUGUUUGUUUGACUACUUUACAGCAACUCAACAUGUUUUAUAUACUAGACACAAUUCGGAUUAAGCUGGGUCUGAUGUUGCUACUAGUGAACUUGUUGGUCGGCGCGCAAGCAUUUAUCACCAACAACAACGACGAGUACCAAGUAUGGCUGACGACAGGCGACGGCUCUAAAAAACUUCGAAGAGAAGCGCCCUGUCUCCGGACGCCCAACGGCCACGGGCACAGCGUCUGGGUGGAUCGAACAAAGCGUCGGCAAACCAUGGAAGGCUUUGGCGCAUCUCUAACUAACGCGGCCGCCUAUGUAAUCUUUCAUAGUUCGAAUCGACAUUUGAUAAUGAGGGAUCUUUUUGGAAAUAGCUUGGACGAUCUCGGAGUAAGCUUUCUGCGACUAGUGAUGGGGGCAUCAGAUUUCCAAGGGGUCAAUCCAUACACUUACGACGAUCUGCCAAACAACCACAACACAGACUUUGACUUGAACCACUUCAGCAUAGACAAAGAUCGCGCCUUUGUGUUACCCAUUGUAAAAGAGGCUAGAUCUAUCAAUCCAAAUCUACGUAUUCUCGCUACGCCUUGGACGGCGCCCGCAUGGAUGAAAACCUCCCAUAAUAUGUUUGGUGGUGAAUUGAACGGCGGCGGGCAAUACCUAGAAGCAUAUGCCAAAUAUUUCGUCAGAUUUAUCCAAGCGUACCAAGCUGAGGGUAUACACAUCGACUACCUUAGCAUUCAAAACGAACCCCUGCUGUCUAGAAACGAUUACCCAACUAUGGUUAUCAACGUUGACCUCAUGAAGACUUUCAUACGGGAUCACGUAGGACCUCAGUUUCGGAAAGGCAAUAUCAAUACCAAGCUGAUAGUUUAUGAUCAUAACUGGUCUGACAGUUGGUAUCCCGAACAGCUUCUCAGCGAUAGCAGUGUGAAACAAUAUGUAUCUGGUGUGGCAUGGCAUGGCUAUGACGGUAACCAUGAUGUUCCAGGAGGCUUCCACAACAAACACCCAGACGUCGGAAUGUUUUUCACGGAGAUAUCGGGUGGAGGAUGGGACACCAAUUUUGCCAGCACUCUGACAUGGGAUUCCAGAAUCAUUUUUAUUGGUCAGACACUGAACUGGGCAAAGGCUGUUGGCCUCUGGAAUCUUGCUCUGGACGAAAACCACGGGCCGAGGGUUGGAGUUGGCGGAUGUAAUGAUUGUCGGGGUGUAAUCACAGUUAGUAACGGGUGGUAUACUAAGAACGUUGAAUAUUACGCUAUGGGUCAUCUCAGUCGUUUCGUUCGCCCCGGAGCCGUACGCCUUCAGACCAACACCUUUGGCUGGGAUGAGUUGCGAUCGGUCGCCUUCGUAAAUACGGACGGUUCAACGGUGAUCGUUGUGCAGAACCCUAGCACAUCCAAUUCAGCAAGCUUUUCGCUAGACUUGGAUGCGAAGCAUUACCAGUAUGAUAACCUCCCUCCACAGUCCGUAGUUACAUUUGUUAAAUAGAAACAUAUUCCAUAUGUUUAUACAUAUUCCAUAUGUUUAUGCAUGUGAAAAUGAGAAAAAAAAAGUUAUAAAUGUUUCUUAAAUGUUGAGGGUAUUUAUUUUGGAAAACCGGCAUACUAUAGGCACUAACUGAA